AUAAGCUAUGUUCAACAAAAAAUAGGCUCAAGAAAAUAAAGUAGGAUUCCCUUUGCCACACCUUUCACAAACAACUUAAUUAGAUAUGACUAGUGAGUCAAUUUUAAAAACUCUAACCCAUUUGUUAUCAUCCAACCACGGAUUUUUUUUAACAAACCAAAUUCAUACUAGUCAAAUCUUGUGUGAACUCUUUAAUUUACUUAUAAUCAAGAGUGAGGGAUAGCUCAAGUGGUUAGAGCUCCCCUCUCGGUUCCAGGUGAUUUUGGAAUCGAUUCUCAUCACCCGUCCUUAUGACUCACUAAACACCAAAAAAAAAAAAAAGAUUUACUUAUAAUCAAUUAGGGUGCAUUCUACUCAACCUGUAUCAUAAAAUUGCUCGAAGAAUCCAAAAUCAAGCUUUUUGUGACAACUAGAAAAGAAACAAUCAAAUAAGUGAACAUAACAUAACUUGAUAAGCAAACAUCUCUUGCAAUCCUUCCUUGUUCCUCACGUGUACCUUUAUAUUGUGACAUGCACAAACAUUUUCUUCUAUUCCUUCCUUCUCAUUACACUCACUAAUCACAUAAAUUCUCUCCAUCCUUUUUUCCAAAGUAUCUUUUUAUGUUUUUUUCUUUUUCUUUUUCUUUCUAUUUUCCAGCUCUUAAAAAGCUCUCUCCAAAUCUCAUUAACCAAGAAAAAGCCUCUUCAAAUGGCUUUUUCUUCAUCUUCAUACUCUGUUUUUACCCUGUUUUUGUGUAUAAUUCUAACAUUUACCCUGCAUUUUAGACCAAAUUCUUCAGCUUUAUUAGUGAAAUUAAGACACCACUAUAGAAAUCAUCACAGAUUACAAAACCCAGUUGUUCAAACAAAUCAAACAUAUUCAUGUAAUCUUUUUGUAGGAAGUUGGGUUUAUGAUAGUUCUUACCCAAUUUACCAUUUUUCUAAAUGUCCCUUAAUUGACCCUGAAUUUAAUUGCAAAUUAUUUGGUCGACCUGAUUCUAAUUACCUCAAGUAUCGUUGGCAACCUGCUUCUUGUACCCUCCCUAGGUUCGAUGGGGUAGAAUUUUUGGAGCGGAUGAGAGGAAGGACAGUGAUGUUUGUAGGAGAUUCAUUAGGUAGAAAUCAAUGGGAGUCUUUGAUUUGUAUGAUUUCAUCUGCAUUGCCAAGAAGAUCUCCUACUCAUAUUAUCAGAGGGGACCUACUCACCUCCUUCAAAUUCUUGGAAUAUGGCGUGACAAUAUCAUAUUAUAAAGCAACAUAUCUAGUGGACAUAGAUAUAGUUCAAGGCAAGAGAAUUCUGAAGCUUGAUGAGAUUUCAGGCAAUGGAAAUGCUUGGCUAGAUGUUGAUGUGCUCAUUUUUAACACUGGUCAUUGGUGGACUCACACAGGAUCUCUUCAAGGAUGGGACUAUAUGGAAUCAGGAGGGAUGAUGUAUCAGGAUAUGGAUCGGUUGACAGCCUUAGAACAAGGCUUGACGACGUGGGCUAGAUGGGUCGACACCAAUGUGGAUAGUACACGAACCCGGGUUUUCUUUCAAUCCGUCUCUCCGACCCAUUAUAACCCAACAGAAUUGAGUUCUGGAGCACUGGCAAUGGCGAAAAACUGCUACGGGGAGAAGUCUCCGGCUAAUGGAAUGGUGUAUGCCACUGACAGGUAUCCAGCAGAUGAUGCAGAUCAAAUGAGAGUGAUAGAUUCAGUGCUUAGCGAAAUGAGCAUCCCUGUGUAUCUGCUUGACAUUACAAUGCUGUCGGCUAUGAGAAAAGAUGCACACCCUUCCAUAUACAGCGGCGAUCUCACCCCACAACAGAGAGCUAACCCUCAAAGAUCAGCUGAUUGUAGCCACUGGUGUCUCCCUGGCUUGCCUGAUACUUGGAAUCAAAUAUUUUACACUGCAUUGUUGUAUUAAUUCUAAUUUUUCCCCUGUUAAUAUUAGCACUAAUUUGUUUAUACAUUAGACAAUUAACCCAGAAAAGGGGAAUGAAAUUUAUAGUUUAACUGUAAAUUUUACCGUAGUAAUAUAGAAUGAAAAGUAGACUCGACAAUUCUAUAUAAAUAUACCAGAAAUGUAGUAUAAGAUUUACUUACUUUGCAAGUGAAAUUGAAAUCCAGUACUCUAGCAAGGCACAGAAGAAAAGCCAAAUA
This is a messenger RNA of Chenopodium quinoa (quinoa), 2121 nucleotides long. RefSeq names its product protein PMR5-like. Bases 689 to 1885 code for a protein of 398 amino acids. NCBI's taxonomy places the organism in Eukaryota, Viridiplantae, Streptophyta, Magnoliopsida, Caryophyllales, Amaranthaceae. Gene Ontology annotation, molecular function: O-acetyltransferase activity. The record is from RefSeq and is a predicted model, not a curated record. The transcript has 5 exons. Gene Ontology annotation, cellular component: Golgi apparatus.